AUGGCAACCGUCUUGUUUAACUAUACGCCUCAAAGAGAAGACGAACUUCCACUUAAGAAAGGUACAAAGCUUGUAGUUUUGGAUAAAUCUUCGGAUGGUUGGUGGAAAGGUGAAGAAAAAUUUGGAAAUUUUCGGAAAGGUUGGUUUCCUUCAAAUUAUGUAAAGGAAGAAGAAAUUGGUGGAAAUGAGGAAAGGGAAGAGGAGAUUGAAGAAAAAAGUGUGAAAAAUGGGCAGAGACACCAGAAGCAACAGGUUGGGAGAGGACAACAACAACAAAAUGAACAUUUGAAGCAAAUUUCAAAAAAAGUUUUGGAGAUUGUUAUUUGCCUCUAUUCCUUCGAAGCGCAAAGCUCUCAAGAAUUGUCUUUUUCGAAGAAUGAAAGACUGGAUAUUUUGGAACAUCCAAUUGAUGAUCCAGAUUGGUGGUUAGCUAGAAACCAAUGUGGUCAGACAGGACUCGUCCCAACGAAUUAUAUUGAAAUAGUCGAAAGAAACCCUUUAAGAAGUGCAUUUGAAAAUUUACAUCCAAAUAACAACAAGUCUUCAAUUUCACCAUCUUCAUUUGCAUCAUCUCCCCAGCCUUGCAGCGGUGUCUAUAUUGGGAAUAGUAAUAAUCAAAAUACAAAUUUUGAUCAAUUGAGUGGGCCAUAUUCUCGACAGCCGUGGUAUUAUGGACACAUAACAAGAGAACAAGCAGAUUUAUUAUUAAAACAAAGAGGAAGUGAAGGAGAUUUUUUGGUGCGAGACAGUGAAUCAAUGCCUGGCGAUUUUUCUAUAUCCUUGAGGGAUAGCCAAAGAAACAAACAUUUUUGGAUUCAUUAUGAUUCUGCUAGUGGACAAUUUAAUAUUGGAAAUAAAAAAUUUAAUUCUAUGGAGGCGUUGAUUAUGUGA
This is a messenger RNA of Meloidogyne enterolobii, 891 nucleotides long. NCBI's taxonomy places the organism in Eukaryota, Metazoa, Nematoda, Chromadorea, Rhabditida, Meloidogynidae. The record is from the annotation of a GenBank genome assembly.